This is a messenger RNA of Penicillium diatomitis, 2385 nucleotides long. RefSeq names its product MINDY family deubiquitinase. The record is from RefSeq and is a predicted model, not a curated record. The coding region runs from base 1 to 2385 and encodes 794 amino acids. The transcript is spliced from 3 exons. Gene Ontology annotation, biological process: protein K48-linked deubiquitination. Gene Ontology annotation, cellular component: cytosol; cell periphery. NCBI's taxonomy places the organism in Eukaryota, Fungi, Ascomycota, Eurotiomycetes, Eurotiales, Aspergillaceae. Gene Ontology annotation, molecular function: cysteine-type carboxypeptidase activity; cysteine-type deubiquitinase activity; K48-linked deubiquitinase activity.
AUGUCGCCUGACGAAACACGAGGACCGCCGGCAAGCACGGCGGGCGGUAGUUCGCAAAACCCAUGGGCUGAAAACGUAGAGGAUCGGACGAGCUACGACUACAGACCAACAGCUACAGGCGCGAUCGAGACUGGAGACUCCGCAAGUGGCCAUCAACCGAUUCCGCCAGCUUUGCAAGCGGGUCACCACUCAGCAGUGGACGAAAGCUGGGAUCAGCCAGUGAAUUCUGCUCCUCCCGUUCCUCAUUAUCCUGAUGCAGACUCCUCCAAACACCUUCAGUCGAAGAAUCCGUUUUUAAAGUCGCGGCCCCAUGAACAGAACCAGGACUGGAAAGAAUCAAGUCCGUGGGAUGAACAAAUUACUCAAACAUCAACGAGUGAUGACUAUUUGCAUCGAGCGGAUGGGUUCAUUCCCAUGACUGCGCGUCUCUCACUCGCGGACAACUCUGAGCAACCUGGGGAUCCAUGGGCAAAUCAGCAGUCCGCUCACGUCGAGCCCCCUCGUCCGGUUGUGGUGGAUCCGCCUCAAGAUGCCUCUCCCUGGGGCCCAGAGUCUUCCUAUCAAGCCCCAGCUGCGUAUGACGUUCGCGACCAAACGAGCCAUGUGACGCAGAAUUCCCAAUCCGUUUAUCCACAGUCUUUGGGUGCCGACGACGGUGGAUGGGUACAGCCACCAAGUGAGGGAGGCAGAACGGACUUGGAUAUUGGCCUUAGCGCCCCGUCACAGCAAUUGAUCGACCUUGACUUUCCGGGUACUCGGUCAGGAUUAGGAGCCGGCGCUCACUCAGGGGCACACUCCUUCGCUGCGAGCCAAGAAGCAUAUUUGAGCGACUCGACAGAUUUCAGGCCUGACUUGCCGCCGAGACACAUCUCGCAAGGACGGGGACCGCCUCUUCCCAGCAGGACGCUUUCUCCGGCAGAAGAAGCCAGGCAAAAGCAGCAGCGGGCCGAGACGUACACGAUCCGACAGAUCAAUUGGACCAAUGGAAAAGGGCAAUUAAUCCAGUCACCUAUUUUGAUGCAGAAUGAGAACGGGCCUUGCCCCCUCCUCGCGCUCAUUAACGCACUUGUGUUGCAAGCAUCCACUGGCUCAGCGCCACCCAUUGUGCGAGCUCUGAAAAGUCGGGAACAGAUAUCGCUGGGACUCUUGAUCGAGGCCCUCUUCGAUCAGCUCACGACGUCCCUAGGUCCUGAUGACGAAUUUCCUGACAUUGACGCUCUUGCCCAGUUUUUGACCAUGUUGCACACUGGUAUGAAUGUCAAUCCUCGACUCACAUUGGAAACAAAAACUUCCUUGGGGACAUUCCAGUCAACAAACGACCUGCAAUCUUAUAGUACAUUUGGCAUUCCUCUUAUUCACGGUUGGCUGGCAUCGUGGUCGAGCCCUGAACACGCCGCCAUGAAUCGACUAGCUCCAUAUCAUGAGGACAUUCAACUCCUGCCAUUUCGCCAGCAAGAGCUGGAAGAUCGGAUCAUGCGUGGAGAUCUCCUAAAUGCGGAUGAAGAAGGAACCAUGGCUGAUAUUGAGACCAUUCAAAAGUUUGUGGAAAUUGAGAAUGUCACCCAGCUCAGCCCAUUUGGCUUGACGCAGUUGUCUACGCAACUGGCCGCUGGAUCGGUUUGCAUCCUCUUCCGCAACGAUCAUUUCUCGACGUUAUACAAGCACCCAGAAUCCCAGCAACUUUACAAUCUGGUGACCGAUGCCGGCUAUGCGAACCAUGCAGAAGUGGUGUGGGAAUCGCUUGUUGAUGUAACUGGCUUCAACUCCCAACUGCUUUCAGGUGACUUCCGCGUCGUCAGUCAGGAAUCGUCGAGCAGAGCUGAUCCGGAGAGUCCUGACCGCCCUGCUAUCCCACCACGACCGAGCGUAACGGAACAUUCCAGUGCACCAUCAAGCGCCGAGACUCUUCAGCAACCAUCAUCGCAUCAGGAACAGAGUGAUGCGGACUAUGCCUAUGCCCUCUCCCUCCAGUUCCAGGAAGAAGAGCGGCGAGAACGUGUCGAGGAGGAACCCGCUAGAGAGACAACAAGCACGACCCAGCAUACCCGCGCUCAUCGUCACUCGGUUCCUGUCCGUUUCAAUGGGCCUGCUGUGCACAUGGAUGAUCCACCAGCGCGAACCUCCAGCAGCGGCGUUGGACUGCGGCCCCCACAGGGCCGAUCCAACGCCGACGAUCCGCACGCUCCGCCCCCUCCUUAUGAGCGCACGCCGAGUAACGCCUCGUUCACGCCCCCUGCGUCCACAGGGCCAACUCCUGAUCAUGUUCGAGUGAACCCGUCCAUGCCCGGCUUGCAAGACCCCCGCCAUCGAUACUCACAUUCUGCUGGACCCGCAGAUCGAUAUAGCAAUGACCGACCUCGGAACAAAGACUGCAUCGUGAUGUGA